Messenger RNA from Papaver somniferum (opium poppy), 2781 nucleotides. RefSeq names its product QWRF motif-containing protein 2-like. NCBI's taxonomy places the organism in Eukaryota, Viridiplantae, Streptophyta, Magnoliopsida, Ranunculales, Papaveraceae. Gene Ontology annotation, molecular function: microtubule binding. Gene Ontology annotation, cellular component: centrosome; cytoplasm; nuclear microtubule. Bases 367 to 2412 code for a protein of 681 amino acids. Gene Ontology annotation, biological process: centrosome cycle; spindle assembly. The record is from RefSeq and is a predicted model, not a curated record. The transcript is spliced from 6 exons.
UUAAGCUCCUCAAAUAAUUUCCUAAAUGCGCCUAAAACCAACGCCCUUAUUUGCUCACUUCACUCACUCUCUCCAUUUUCGCCCUUCAUCUCAUCCCUAACUGCCGUGCCCCCUUUCUCACUCCCUCUCUCUCUCUUUCUAAAAUCUCGCAUCUCACAGUCCUCCUCCCACAUUUUUAUUUCUCUCACCAAAACCCCCCUUUUCUCUGAUUUUAUAACAAAUGUUGUUCAGAUUCUUGUGUUGUUUGUGAUUUUUUUGUUAUGUGUAGGUUUUUGAUGAAAAUGGAGAAGAAAAAAAGUUAGUAAAAUUAGAAAAUUAGAAAAUCAGGAGAUCAAGAGAUUUGGUUUGUUGUUGGUUUGAUUGAUAAUGGUGGCUGCCAUUACUGCUACAGCUUCAACAACAACAACACAUCAAACCCCAAAACAAGAAGAAUCAACAGCAAGAAGAGCAACAAUAGGUACAACAAAUCGUUCAUCAAAUCCAACAAGACCGCCAUUAUUACCUUCAGAAAGAGAUAAUGGACUUACUUCUAUUGCAUCAAGAAGACCUAAAUCUAAAGAAAUCACUUCUAGGUAUUUAUCUUCUGCUGCUUCAAAUUCUACUUCUUCAUCUUCUUCCUCAUUUUCAUCAUCAAGAAGAUGCCCAUCUCCAUCUACUACCACUACCACUAGCAGUACAUCAUCAACAACAACGGUGACGAUGACACCAUUAUCAGGUCUCAAGAGGUCACAAUCUGUAGAUAGAAGAAGACCUAUUACACCGAGACCUACUACGCCUCUUCCUGAUUCAAGACCUAACACUUCCUCUUCUUCAAAGAUUUUGUUUACUUCAACGAGGAGUUUAUCAGUUUCAUUUCAAGGGGAAUCGUUUUCUUUACCAAUUAGUAAAACUAAAUCAACUCCACAACCGAAUAAUUUUUUGAGUAAUGGAAGGAAAUCUACACCGGAGAGGAGAAAAUCUACCACUACACCCAUGAAAGAUAAAGUUAAUGGAGAAAGAGAUCAGGUGGAGAACUCUAAACCUAGUGAUCAACAUCGAUGGCCUGCUAGAACUAGACAAGUAAAUCCUUUAAUUAGAAGUAUGGAUUGUACUGUUGAGAAGAAGAAGAUCUUUGGAUCUGGGACUUCAGUUGUUCAUGGUGGAGGAUUUAAUUUGAACCAAUCAAUGAUUGAUGAAACUAGAAGGGCAUCUUUUGAUUGUAGAUUAAACAAUAAUGCCGAGUUAUUAAAAUCUGUUCGGGUUGCAAUUGAUGAUUCUUCCAAUUCAGUUAAUGGAUCUGUUGCUCCUUCUGAUCCCACGGCUUCUGCGUCUGAUUCAGAUAGUGUUUCAUCUGGUAGUAACUCUGGGGCACAAGAAUGUGGUGGAAUUUAUAAAGGGAGAGGGUUGUCCCGUGGAGUUAGUGUUCCAGCUAGGUUUUGGCAAGAAACUAAUAGCAGAUUGCGUAGAUUACAUGACCCUGGUUCUCCAUUACCAUCUACACCUACAAGUUCUAGAACAAUGCCACAGUCUAAGGUUUUUCCGGCACGCAAGUCCUUCACAGACAGCCCUAUUUCGUCUCCAAGACCGGGUACAAUCAAUAGAGCAAUGUCAUCACCAAUACGAGGCUCUGCGCGGCCUGCUUCACCUAGUAGGGUUAUGACGCCCUCUACAUCUUCUCCCUCAAGGGGAAUGCUUAGUCCAGCUAGAAUGAGAAAUGCAGUUGGAGGAACUAUGAGUAAUCAACCUAUUAAUUCACCUUCUAUUUUAAGUUUUGCUGCUGAUGUUAGGAGAGGUAAAAUGGGAGAGACUCGAGUUGUUGAUGCACACCUCUUGAGGCUUUUGUAUAAUAGAAGUUUGCAAUGGCGGUUUAUAAAUGCAAGAAGUGACACAGCUUUACUGGUGCAGAGAAUCACAGCAGAGAGAAAUCUUUAUAAUGCAUGGGUCACCAUGUCAGAAUUGCGUGAUUCUGUGACAGUUAAAAGGAUCAAACUACAACUGCGGAGGCAAAAUUUGAAGCUAACUUCUAUCCUCAAGGGACAGAUGACUUACAUGGAAGAGUGGGCUCUUUUAGACAGAGAUCACUCUAGUUCUUUAUCAGGAGCUACUGAAGCUCUUAAAGCUAGCACUCUUCGUCUUCCCGUUGUGGGAGGAGCAAGGGCUGAUAUUCAGAAUGUCAAAGAUGCUGUAGGGUCAGCAGUUGACGUGAUGCAGGCUAUGGCAUCCUCAAUAUGCUAUUUAUUGUCAAAGGUGGAAGUAGUGAAUUCUUUAGUCGCCGAACUUGCCAAUGUGAGCUCACAAGAGCGUGCUUUGCUUGAUCAAUGCAAAGAUCUCAUGUCUACGCUAGCAGCCAUGCAGGUGAAGGAAUGUAGCCUGAGAACACAUCUAUUACAGCUAAAACGUCUACCAGCAACAAGUCUGACAACUCCAGUAUAGAACUGAUUUCAAUUUGACUUACCCAAUUCUAAAUUUCUAACAUCACAUCAAAGCUUUCUUUUCUCCGGACAUUUGUCAACCGGAAGGUAAAUAAGAAAGUACUAAAUGGUUGGUUAAAACGGUGGUGGCGGCACAUUUGGUCUUCUCCGAAAAAACCGUCGAGAGUUAACUUGUUCUUAUGCCUUUUGUCUGCACAGGUUAGAAAAAGAGGUGUUUUCACGAGCAUUCAUAUUAACUGUAUGCAACUACUUGUUCGGUUGUUCUAUAGAUGAAAGUAAAAUCCCCGAUGUAAUGUAAAUAUGUGUAUUAUGAUGUUUCCCAUGUUAGCUAAUUAUUCGUAGCUCUCUAUUCCUUCUUCUUUUUUCUCCU